Molecule: messenger RNA, 940 nt
Organism: Mollisia scopiformis
Lineage: Eukaryota; Fungi; Ascomycota; Leotiomycetes; Helotiales; Mollisiaceae
Exons: 3
Coding region: 161-802 (213 amino acids)
Cellular component (GO): nucleus; cytoplasm
Source: RefSeq, a predicted model, not a curated record
GUUUUUUGCUUGGGAGUCUUUCAGCUCGCUUGAUAGAACAGUACUGAACCAUCUCACCGGUUGUAGAGGCCCACCCCAAUCUCGGGGAAAGUCUUACACAACCAUUAUUCCAACAUUGUUGUCACGUGCUCUCUUCUUCUUUCCCACCUCAGCACUUGCAAUGCGGCGUAUACUGUGCUUGCAUGGCUCUGGAUCUAGUGCUGAGAUUAUGGAGACUCAGAUCGCAAACAUCCGUUCUCUCCUUCCUUCCACAUACGUAUUCGAUUUCCUAGAUGCCCCAAUCGAAUGCGAUGCUGCUGCUGAGCUUGAAGGGUUAUUUCCGGGUCCCUAUUACUGUUUCUUUGACAAGUAUUCGGAAGAAGAAAUGCAGAAAGCAAUAGAGUUCGUGCACGAAGUUGUGGAAGAAGACGGCCCUUAUGACUGUGUGAUGGGCUUCAGCCAGGGUGCGUCCGUUGCAGCGGCGUAUAUCGCGCAACAACAGUUGCAAGGUCCAUUCAAGGAGGUGUCUUUCAAGUUAGCCGUCUUCUUGUGCGCCGCUCUCGUCCCACCUCAGAUCACAACAAAUGAACCAUUAUCGAAUGCAAUUGGUGCCCUUGGCUUGAUUGAUAUACCAACUGUUCAUGUUAUAGGAAGAAAGGACCCAUGCCAGGCUCAGAGCUUGGGUCUUGUGAAGUCAUGCACCUCGAGCAUGGCGCAGGUACUGCUUACUGAUGGAGGUCAUGAUGUUCCAAGAGAUGCUAUUAAUGCCAAAAAGAUUGCGCUUGGUAUUGAACGUGUAAUUAGCCUAGCUUACUUGGGAUGAGAAGAAGCUCAUUGUCGUAUGUUUUGGAGUACUCGAUGUCAACUACUCAUACAGCUUUGAAGCUUCAAGCUUGUCUCUCUCUUGCAGAUACCUCAGUCAAAACGCAGAACAACAUGUUCCAAACAAGCUGUAUCCUCC